CAGACACCAGUGACAGACAGGUCGUUCUUACUCUUAAACUCUUAAAGUGACUUGGAAGAUGAGGGCUGCCAUCUCACUGCUGGUGCUGCUGCUCUCCAUGUGUGGAGUCCAGACAGAGAGCCACGGCACUGACGCCUCUACCCAGGACGUCUCUACUGAGCUGAAGGAACUCAGAGACAUGGUGGUGGAGCUGAGAGCAACACUACAACAUACUCGACAUGACGUUAAGGUUUUGGAGACUGUGAAUGUAGCAAUGAAAGAAAGGCUUAUGGCCAGUGAGGCUGAGAAUGUAGCAAUAAAACAGAGUUUGGCAGUCAGUGAGGGUAAAGUGGAGGCUCUGGAGACUGAGAAUGUAGGAGUGAAAGGAAGGCUUGUGGCCAGUGAGAGUAAGGUGGAGGCUCUGGAGAGGGCACUACAGGACACCAAAGCAGAAAUGAAAACGCUGGUAGAAAAUCUGAUGAAGAAAAGUGCAGCACAAGAGGCAGAGCUGACAGCAGUGAAGACCAGACCGGCAGCCACUGAGACUGAAGUAGAGGAUUUGGAAAAUGAGAUCAGAGCAGCACCCAAGGUGGCCUUCUCAGCAGGUCUGACUGACUCUGGAUACAUAGUGGCUGGGAGUACUGACCUGAACUUAGUCUUCAGUAGAGUCAUCACCAAUGUAGGAGAGGCCUACAACCGCAAAACUGGCUUCUUCACAGCUCCAGUCAGGGGGGUCUACUACUUCAGGUUCACUGUUGCGGAUACACUGGACUCACGCUACAUAGUUAUCAGGAUGUAUAAGAAUAGAGAGUGCCUCAUGCAGCUGCAGGAACAUGGCACUGAUGGACAGCUUCACUACCUGUCCGGUGGCCUGACUCUGCAGCUGGAGAAGGGAGACACAGUAAACAUGGUGCUGCCAGCAGGCUACAGACUCUAUGAUAAUUACGUGUAUAACUUCUGCACCUUCAGUGGCUUCCUGCUCUUCCCUCUCUGAACGCCACAACAUCACCAUGACCACUCACCACUCACUUUGGAGAUGAAUUGAUUGAGAAAUGGUCCAUGUAAAUCAUUAUCAUUUUUGAUUAAAUGCAAAUCUCAUGAUCAAAUAAAUGUCUCCUAAACUGCAUAUCUGUCAGGUUAUCACCAAUACACCAAUAGUAGGACUCUAGUGGCAUGAUACAGUGUGCACCUGCUAUCUAUGAUGUGUGAUCACUGGUCUUGAAUUUGUAUGCCAGCGCGUCAAGGCGCAUGCUAUGCCACUUGUCACCUUAGGGUGCGCUCACCUUUCUGCCAGGUAGCCUACCUGUAGGUCAUGUGAUAUAAGUCAACCCAGACCAUUGUUCUCAUUGCCUGAGGAAGAUCCCUCUGUUGGAUCGAAACAUUGCCAUAUGUUUAAAUGAAAUAAAGUGUUU
Messenger RNA from Engraulis encrasicolus (European anchovy), 1391 nucleotides. RefSeq lists its product as uncharacterized. Gene Ontology annotation, molecular function: protein binding. Bases 59 to 973 code for a protein of 304 amino acids. The transcript is spliced from 2 exons. Lineage: Eukaryota; Metazoa; Chordata; Actinopteri; Clupeiformes; Engraulidae. The record is from RefSeq and is a predicted model, not a curated record.